This is a messenger RNA of Leishmania braziliensis MHOM/BR/75/M2904, 2415 nucleotides long. Its product is annotated as trifunctional enzyme alpha subunit,mitochondrial precursor-like protein. Bases 1 to 2415 code for a protein of 804 amino acids. Gene Ontology annotation, cellular component: mitochondrial fatty acid beta-oxidation multienzyme complex. The record is from RefSeq and is a predicted model, not a curated record. Gene Ontology annotation, molecular function: NAD+ binding; long-chain (3S)-3-hydroxyacyl-CoA dehydrogenase (NAD+) activity; enoyl-CoA hydratase activity. The transcript has a single exon. Gene Ontology annotation, biological process: fatty acid beta-oxidation. NCBI's taxonomy places the organism in Eukaryota, Euglenozoa, Kinetoplastea, Trypanosomatida, Trypanosomatidae.
AUGCGUCGCUUUUUUGUAGCCCGCCCCUUUCCGAGCGUCGCCCUCAUUCGCCGUGCUUCAGCGAGCACGCAGGCAAGACCUGCAACCGCCACUGGUGCCACUGCGCCUGCAAAGCCGACGACAACCGCCUACGACUUCCCCAAAGAUGUGCUGCACAAUCGUCUGUGGCAGACGCACCAGGCAGGGCGACACAUCAAUGUAUACGUCGACUCGGGCCGCAUUGCAUGGAUCGUCAUGAAUCGUGCCGAGUCGAGCGCCAACGCACUGGGCGAGGAGUUUGUGAAAGACAUGAAUGCGGCCCUAGACAUUGUGGAGUCUCUCGUCGCGAACAAUGAAGCCCAAUUCACCAUCUUGACAAGCGCCAAGUCGACGUUCUGCGUCGGAGCUGAUAUUGACCAGAUGUACACCAUAACGGACCCUACGGUGGCGGUGCAGGUGCCGACCCUUGGACACAUGCUCUUCAACCGCAUUGAGCAGGAGAAGUUCCCCAUAGUCGCCGCUAUCAACGGCCUCGCCCUCGGUGGCGGCUUUGAGCUAUCGCUUGCAUGCCAUCAGCGGCUUAUGGCCUCGACCGCGAAGGUGGGCUUCCCAGAGUGUCUACUUGGUCUUCUGCCAGGCGGUGGUGGCACAGUACGGACGCAACGGCUGUGCGGGCUUACCAAGACGGUGCAGUGGAUCAUGACCUCUAAGCAGAUCAAGGCGCGGGAGGCCAAGUCGGCUGGCGCGUGUGACGCUGUCCUCCCUGCUGAAGACCGCUGGAAUGGCGAGCACCGCUUCUUCGAGGGGGUGCGCAAGUGGGCUGGACAAUACCUCUCCGACAAACCUGCCCUUUUGUCGAAGCGGAAGAGCAUUUCGCUGAUGGAUCGCGUGCUUGAGCACACAACCUUCGGUCGCCGUAAGAUCGCCGACGAGACCAUCAAGAUGCUGAACAAGAAGACAAAGGGCAAGUACAUUGCGCAGUACAAGGCGCUGGAGUGCGUCAUGUACUCCGCCACGCAUAGCAAUCAGCAGGGCUUUGACAAGGAAUGCCGCGGCUUCGCUGAGCUGCUGUGCAGCCCAGAGGCGAAGAACCAGAUGUCCCUGUACUUCCUGCAAGAAGGCAUGAAAAAGAGCGCAGACAAGACGGGCGUUUCCAAGGACAAGGUGAUGCAGGUGAACCGCGUCGGUGUCAUUGGCGCCGGCGUGAUGGGCUCUGGCAUUGUCCACUACUUCGCCAAGAACAACAUCCCGGUGGCGGUGAAGGACUUGAAGGAGGAGUCCGUGAAGCGGGGUAUCAACAACGUCCGUGCCGAGUUUGAGCGAGCCGUGCGCCGCAAGCGCAUGGUAACGGCAGAGCUAGAGAAGAAGAUGGACCUUGUGACGGGCGGUACGACCAACGAGGUGUUUCGCGGCGUGGACGUCGUUGUCGAGGCCGCUGUGGAGGUGAUGGAUAUAAAGAAGAAGGUAAUUCAGCAGCUGGAGAAUGAGGGUAUCCUCAACUCCAAGAACCUCUUCGCCACGAACACGUCCUCGCUAAGCUUGACCGAGAUGCAGACGGUGGCCAAGUGUCCGCAAAACAUCGUCGGCAUGCACUUUUUCAACCCCGUAUCGAAGAUGCCGCUUGUGGAGGUCAUCAAGGGAAAGAGCACUUCGGCCGAGGCCGCUGCCGCCAUCUUCAACCUCGCCCUCAGGACGGGCAAGAUGCCAAUCAUCGUGAACGACGGCCCUGGAUUUCUGGUGAACCGCAUCCUUGGCGUAUACAUGGCCGAGGCCGGGCGACUGGCAGUGGAUGAGCGGUGCCACCCAUCGUGUGUAGAUGAGGCUAUCCUGGCCUUCGGCAUGCCGAUGGGGCCCUUCCGCCUUUUGGAUGAGGUCGGCCUCGACGUCGCCUGUCACGUGGGGCCAGUGUUGACAAACGGCCUGAAGAGCGACCGCUUCGGCGUCAGCCCAUCCAUCUCCCUAAUGGUGAAGGACGGCCACCUCGGCCGCAAGAACAACAAGGGGUUCUACAACUACACGGCAGAUGGGAAGGAAAUGGGACUGAACAACGCGGUCCUGAAGAAGUACCUCGGUGAGGAGCUGAGCCCCUCCAUCUCGGAGACGGAGAUCGUGGACCGCUGCGUCUUGCUCAUGGUGAACGAAGCCACCCUCAUCCUCGAUGAGGCGAUCGCGAUGUCACCCGAGGACGUUGACACGGGGAUGGUGUGGGGUACCGGCUUCCCGGCGUUUCGUGGCGGGUUGCUGCAGUACGCUGACCACCGCGGCAUCGCCAACGUUGUCGCAGCGCUGGAGCAACUGCAAAGCAAGACGAAGAAGGACUACUUUGCCCCCACGGAGAGACUGAAGAAGAUGGCCAUCAAGGGUAUGUGCUUCUUCCCGAAUCGCCCGUACGUGCCAUACCAGGAGCGCCACGGAUACCCUAAGGUGACGUUCUAG